Messenger RNA from Caenorhabditis remanei, 2004 nucleotides. RefSeq lists its product as uncharacterized. The record is from RefSeq and is a predicted model, not a curated record. The transcript has 8 exons. Lineage: Eukaryota; Metazoa; Nematoda; Chromadorea; Rhabditida; Rhabditidae. Gene Ontology annotation, molecular function: protein binding. Gene Ontology annotation, biological process: protein homooligomerization. Bases 1 to 2004 code for a protein of 667 amino acids.
AUGGCACAACCGUGCUCGUCGACCUCUUUCUCCAACGAACCGGGUUCAGACUACAUUGUAAAUUUGAACGUAGGUGGGAGGAUAUUUGCGACGAGUUGCAAUACUCUCAGCUGGAUUCCCGAUUCAUUCUUCACAAGUCUUCUGAGUGGACGAAUGAAUAGUGUUCGAGAUGUGAGCGGAGCAAUUUUCAUUGAUCGAGACCCUGAUGUGUUCAGAGUGAUUUUAAACUAUUUGAGGACAAAACAAGUCGAUUUAGGAGGUCUGAAAGUAUCAACUCUGAAACACGAAGCUCUCUUUUUUGGACUAACUCCUCUCAUCCGCCGCUUGACUCUCUGCGAAGAACUUAGUUCAACUUCGUGUGGUUCUGUCUACUUUUGUGGAAUGAUUCCUCCACCGGAUAUGCCUGUCGAAGCAUUACCAAAUGAGAAAAGUCGCUCGCCAAUGUAUUCCAAUUCCUCCGAUUCCAAUGAUUCCAAAAACAAGACAAACGGGUCACCAAGACAUCGUGUACAUUCCAAAAAACAAUCAAGUGAUAUGAGUAGAUAUAUUAAAAACGAGUUGUCCGAAUUGGCAAAAUCUAAAAGUCUGUUGGAUCGAGAUACGGAACCAUUGAAAGUCAGAAUGAUUCGAGCUCAUAUAUGCUCCAUUGUAGUAGCUUAUUCUUACUUUGUCUGUGUAUACAGAGUAACUGAAUGGAAUACAUACGUUCUUCUCUGGAAAUCACCUAGAACUCGUACCUAUGUGACACACAUUGCAGUGAACACUAAAAUAUCAGCUACAGUUGCUGAAAGAUUUGUAGCUGUAGCAUUUCAAGAUGAUACAAUCGGGUUGUGGCAUAUCGAUGAUGAAGGGAAAACUGAGAAAAAGGGACUCUUCUCUAUGAAUGCCUCAAUCGAUAAUCUCUUUUUCGUUGGAACACAAAUGGUCGCACUCAGUAAAUCUGGAAAAGUUGGCAUCUGGCAUUCAGCUACACAAAAUUGGCAAGCCCAAGAUGUUCAACCAAUAUCUUGUUAUGAUACUGCUGGAUCUUCACUCAUUUUGGGAUGUGCAAAUGGAAGUAUGAAUCAUAUCGAUAUGCAAAAGUUUCCACUGCGAAUGAAAGAUAACGACCUGUUGGUGACUGAGUUGUUCAGAGAUCCGAACGGAGACACAAUCACUUCCCUGUCUGUUUUCCUGACACCCAAGACUUCUGCAUGUGGCAAUUGGAUCGAAAUUGCCUAUGGAACAUCCAAUGGAGUUGUCAAUCUUAUACUACAACACCCCGAAACAGCUGGUCAUCAGCCAGUUCUAUUCCAAAGUUACAAUAUUCACAACUCUCCGGUUGUUCGAGUUUCUCUGAAUACCGCCCAUCUUAUCAGUGUCUGCUCCGAAUACAAUCACGUCCGCUCAUGGAACGUCACGAGAUUCCGUGGCAUGAUCAAUACACAACCGGGAACUGUACCUCUUGCUUCUUUCAAAGUUUUAACUCUUGACUCAACAGAUGAAACGACGGAUAAACAAUACAAUCAUCCGGGACCAUAUGGAGAUCAAGAUUCGGAACAAGUUCUCGUUCAGAGACUUAUUCCGAAUGCCCAAAAGUUGUUUGUCAGACUAGCUUCAACUGGAGAAAGAAUCUGCACAGUCGACUCUGUAGAAGACUCCCCAAUAACAGCUUUUUGUGUUCAUGAACUGGAUGGUCAAAAGCUUGGAAGUCGUCUGAGAAAACAUUUAUUCUGUGGAAAUGGGAAUGGAAGUGUUCAAGUAUGGGAUCUCACUUCUGCUUUGGACCAAUUUCAUCUGAAAAAUGGAUCUAACCCGGGACAUCAACAAGUGAAUCCUCCGGCUGCUGCGAACCAUGCCGAGUUGAUAAAAUCACAAUUGGCACAGUCACCGAGAUCAUUGAUUAACUUGUCGAACUAUUCGGGCGGUCCAACACCACAAGAACUUCUCGACGUGAUAGAUGACAACGACAUCUGUUGCUCGACACCUUCUCUUUCUCGUUGCCCAUCUGCUGCAUUCCAAUAA